Puccinia triticina is the source of this 2439-nucleotide messenger RNA. RefSeq lists its product as uncharacterized. Gene Ontology annotation, cellular component: mating projection tip. Gene Ontology annotation, biological process: conjugation with cellular fusion. The record is from RefSeq and is a predicted model, not a curated record. The transcript has 3 exons. Gene Ontology annotation, molecular function: protein binding; phosphatidylinositol binding. NCBI's taxonomy places the organism in Eukaryota, Fungi, Basidiomycota, Pucciniomycetes, Pucciniales, Pucciniaceae. The coding region runs from base 1 to 2439 and encodes 812 amino acids.
AUGAAAGCAUUCAGAAAAGUUUCGGUCCCUAACAAGCCCCGAGACUGUUCGCCAUCUUUCUCGUCCACCUCCUCCGCUUCGUCUGCGUCUGCUCAGCCGUAUUCACAAAAGCAGCAUGAAAGUCGAGUGCCCGGAAAGGUGGCAAAAGCGUAUCCGCCGCCAGAAGUAAAAACUUCGAAACCUCCCGAAAUAAUCAUCCGUGCCCUCAAACCAUACACUGCACAAACGACAUCGGAGCUCUCAGUUAGAACCGGCGACUUCCUGCAAGUCGUAGGCGAAGCAUGGUCACCUCAGGGAUCUGGCUGGUUCGAAGCCACCGAGUCCCUCACUGGAGCUCGCGGAUUGGUACCAAUUGAUAUUUUUCAAAUAUUCUCGUCUGGAGGUUAUCAGCCGAGUCCUCCUCCUCCAAAGUCGGUCAAGCCAUUGAAUCUCAAAGACAAGAAUGCCGCAUCAGCCGUCCCUUCAAACUCUGUUCCACGAGCCCAAAAACCCACCAAAGGCCCACAUCAAUCGCAUCCCGCUUUUCCAUCUCCACAACGCGCAAGAAAUUCAUCUCCCAACAAAACCGCGGCACCACGUCAGCCUUUGUAUGGCGUUGUGCGUUACGAUUUCCAUCCAGAACGGAACGAUGAGCUCUUGGCAAAGAAAGGAGAAGCCAUUGUUUUGAUUGCACACAGCCAUCACGACUGGUUUGUAGCUAAGCCGAUUGGCAGGCUUGGAGGACCUGGCCUAAUUCCAGUUACUUACGUCGAGGUUAAAGACUUGGCCACUGGGAAGGGCUUGAGAGCGGAUGCGGUCAAAAGAUUGAUAGAGAAUGACGUUCUGCCAGGUGUCGAUGAAUGGAUAAGAGCCACUGCAGCGUAUAAAGGCAAUAGCAUUCCACUUGGACGCUUUGAAAAUCCUACAGCAACCUCCACACUCUCUCAAAAUAUCUCGCCCACCCUUCGACGUGAGAUGACUAAAUCUCACCAGCAGUUGAGGUCAAAACCUGCGGAGGUCGACGAGCAAAUCCCCCGCCCCCCACGAACAGGGACUUCACAGGCUGCAAAACAACACACAAGGUUGAAUGCAUCUCAACUGGUCGACAUUCCGGUCCCAUCGUCCCAGUCGAUCGAAAACAGUACCACAUGCUCUGAGCCCAUCCGAUCACCACAGUCGGCGCAAAUGUCGAGAAGAGUUUCAAGCCAUGAUAACAGCAUGAACCACGCAAGCCAUGACCACAGCUUGAACCACACAAGCCACGAUCAUAGCAUGGACCACGAGAUGAAAGACGAAGCCGUCCAGCGUGGGCAAACUAGUUCGGCCAGUGGCGAAGACGGUUAUGCAACGGUGGAAGAUCUUCGGGAGCGGUAUGGACUCUUCACGCACGCAACUGUCGAAUCGUUUCACAGGGAAAAUAACGAGUACUGGUUCCAUCUGCGCUCGCAUUUCAACUGUUCAUCGACCACGACUUCGUCUGGAGAAGAGACAACUACUUUGGUACUAUAUCGUCUGUAUGAAGACUUUUUUGAUUUUCAUGCAGAACUGCUGGACCUAUUUCCUGAAGAAGCUGGUCGAGAGAACUAUGACCGACCAAGCAUAUUCCCGAGGCUGCCGGAGCCCAAGGAAACCGUCGACGAUCUACUUUGUGCCGAAAGAGUCAACACACUCAGCCACUACCUUCAGGAGCUUAGUAAACUUCCUUCCUACAUCCGAGAUAGCGAAAUCUUUUAUGAAUUUUUAGGCCCGAGGGAGGGGGAUGUCGAGCUACUGGAGGAGAUGACCUCGAGCCUUGGAUCAGAAGAUAGACCUUUGUCCGACGAAGUCCAACACCUCAAAUCACCAAAUCAUGCCUCCGCCGGCAGUCGUCACACAAAUGAGUCUGAAGCUGAGAAUCUAUCACAUCAGCCCCUCAAUCUCACCACCACCUCACCCAAAAGAUUAUCUCGUCAAAAGUUACGGCUCUCUAGUUCAGCCCACAAAAACGGCGUAGGGACACCUGAGCCCAAUCAAGCUCUGCUUCCUCUCACUCCUUCUUCGCUUACACCCAAGCCGCAUGGCAAAACGCAUACAUCCAACUUUUCCUCGUCUUCAACCGGCUCAUUCAUGGAUAGCAUGUCCACACCGCUCGCCACCAGCCACUUCCCAAGCAUAAACGAUGGAUCUCCUCCAGUACCAUUCUACCGGAUCAAAGUCUACCAAGAAAACAACUCUGAUGUGAUCGCAAUCAAAGCACGCCACGGCAUGUCGCGCGCACAACUGCUCGAAAAAGUCGUCGAAAGGGUCUGGGCCGCCGCCGCCUCCGGGUCUUCAGCAGAGCAGAAAGUUGGCAAGUUACACGUCAAAGAUGAAACACGAGAUGGGAAAGGUUGGAAGGAGCUGGCAAGUGACGAGCAGCUGAACCAGUGGCUCGUCGAAUUUCAUAGCCGCCUGGUGCUCCUGUACACCCCAGCAGACUGA